Messenger RNA from Trichomonas vaginalis G3, 1488 nucleotides. Its product is annotated as armadillo (ARM) repeat-containing protein family. NCBI's taxonomy places the organism in Eukaryota, Parabasalia, Trichomonadida, Trichomonadidae. The record is from RefSeq and is a predicted model, not a curated record. Bases 1 to 1488 code for a protein of 495 amino acids. The transcript has a single exon.
AUGCUGAUUACUGGAGAGAAUGCAACGACAUUAAAGCAUCAAUCGACAAUUGAAGCCAUCACAAGCAUUACUCAAUCCCUUAAUAAUCCAAAGGAACCAGCUAAAAAGCUUCGUCACUCAUUGAAAAACUUAUGUUUUUAUUCUCCAGAGCCUAACUAUAUUGGCCCACUUUGUGAGAUCCUCAUGAGAGAAAUGGAAGAAGAAACCAAAUGUUUUAAGCUUACAUGCUUCCAUUUAAUCUCUCAUUCACAAUUUGUUCAAACAUCCGCUCGUGUUCCAGAGUUACUCAAGAAAAUAUCAAUCAGCUUCAUGGCAAACAAAUUUACCGAACAAGCUCCGUUUCUUUUCCGCGUUUUAUUCUUCUUAGGUUCAAAACUUGAUAAAUGCAUUGAUUUACUUUCAGAUACAAUCAUCCACAUACUUUCCAUGCCUCCGAAAGAAAUUACGAAGGUUUCGAAGAAAGGACUCUUCGGAAAAGAAACAACUUCUCCAUUAGAGCCUCUUGUUCACGAAGUUGUCACAUUACUUGUAGAUCUUCCUGAUUUCGAUAAUGUGACUGCAAAGAUACUCAAUUCUGAAGGAAUGUCAAAGAAAUUAGCCGGAAUUUAUCAAAUUUUACCACCUUUGUUCAAACAAAGGUUAAUUCACUUCCUUGGACGUGUUGCGAAGUUACCAGAUGAUCUGGUCAAGAUUGCAAAGCAAGAAGACUUCACAAACUUCUUAACUUUGCAAUUCCUCGCCAGACACAGAACAGCUUAUCCAGAGGUCGAAAAUAGCAUUCUAGAAAAAGGAGGCUUCUAUUCUGAAGCUUUAUUAUUCGCAAUUGCUAACCUCGGAACGAAUGAACCGAAAGUUAUCGAAAGAAUCUUAAAUCUCAAAGGAGAUAGCUUUUCUACAUGCAUAUCGAUGAUACUUGUCAAGAAGCAUAAUCCAGAAACAAGUUUUGCCUUUGUUGCAAAGAAAUUAUACGUAUUAACAAAACAUUCGAAUCCUACAAUUGCUUUUUCAGCCAUUAAAAUACUUAUAUCCCCUGAGAUCGAUCAGGAGUGGCUGGAGUCCUCAUUUAAGUCUGUUCUCGACAAUUUCAACCCAAUGAUGAGAAGAAAGAGUUUCGCUGGACUUGCAAACAUUUUGAACGUAAUGACAACAAGUGAUAACGAAGAAGCAUUUACUAAGCAUAUUCUACCUCUUAUCCAGAUUAUUUUACAAUAUUACGUUGAUUUAGUAUCAGAAAAGCCUUACGAAUCCUUUAUCAAGGGUAUUGCUGAGAAAGGGCAUGCCAAGCUAUUCCUUGCCAUGGCUGUUCAGCUCCUUGCUGCUCUUCCUGAUAUUGAUUCUGUUAUUUAUAUAUUUUAUGCUGCUUCUUUGCUUGAAAAUCAUACGGAGCCUGAUGUGUUCAACUCUUUUAAGGUGAAAGCCCAAGAAUACCUUUCAAAUUCUGAUCCAUCUCUAAACACAGUUUAUAGGACGUUAAUUCUUAAGGAAUAA